AUGGCGACAAAUCGAUUCUUCUGCGAAAUCUGCAACAAAGGGUUUCAGAGAGAACAGAAUCUUCAGCUUCACAAAAGAGGCCACAACCUUCCAUGGAAACUGAAGCAAAGAACCAACAAGGAUCAAGUCAAGAAGAAAGUGUAUAUUUGCCCUGAGAAGAGCUGUGUCCAUCAUGAUCCAGCUCGAGCCCUAGGAGACCUCACUGGAAUCAAGAAACACUUUAGUAGGAAACAUGGAGAGAAAAAGUGGAAAUGUGACAAAUGUUCUAAGAAGUAUGCCGUGAUAUCAGAUUGGAAAGCUCAUAGCAAAAUUUGUGGAAGCAGAGAUUAUAGAUGUGAUUGUGGUACGCUCUUCUCCAGAGAACCGUCGUCUAUUUAUAGAUUUUUGCUAGAAUAA
Arabis nemorensis is the source of this 396-nucleotide messenger RNA. Lineage: Eukaryota; Viridiplantae; Streptophyta; Magnoliopsida; Brassicales; Brassicaceae. The record is from the annotation of a GenBank genome assembly.